Paramisgurnus dabryanus is the source of this 2376-nucleotide messenger RNA. Its product is annotated as voltage-gated potassium channel KCNC1-like. Lineage: Eukaryota; Metazoa; Chordata; Actinopteri; Cypriniformes; Cobitidae. The record is from RefSeq and is a predicted model, not a curated record. Gene Ontology annotation, cellular component: postsynaptic membrane; dendrite membrane; axon terminus. Gene Ontology annotation, molecular function: protein binding; delayed rectifier potassium channel activity. Gene Ontology annotation, biological process: protein homooligomerization; action potential; potassium ion transmembrane transport.
UCCAUCACAUUUUGUUUUUGUGAUCUGUGUAUCGAGUGUUUUUCUGCAGCUGAAGACAGAAGUUGAGAGGCUGUAAUUGUUCAUUGGUGGGGUGACCGGAUGUCGUCACCCUGCAGCUGUGUUUCAUUACAUGGACAGAUGUGUUUUUCUGGCUACACAUUUUUGGGAAAUUAAUAUCUUUUUUCACCCCUGAGAAUAAUGCGGGUUGGAAUGCAAAGCAGUAUAAAGUCUGUGUUAGAAAGUCUUAGUGUUUCACAACAGCAAGACACAAGCUAUCCAACAAAGCUAAACGUGUAGGAAAACUUUUAACUUUUCUCCUUCAAGAAUAUCACUUAAAAAAUUCCACUCCCACGAAAAAAGAAAGCACGCAAGCUCUCGAUCCGCCACUAUGAGUUCUGCAGAUUUCUCAAAGGGUCCAUCAAAGGACAUCAGUGAUAAAAUUGUGCUAAUUGUCGUUGGGGUCAUACAUGAGACGUACAAAAGCACCCUAAUGACCGUUCCAGGGUCACGGCUCGCCAAGUUGGUCGACACCGAGACGCCUCCUAAAGAAGUCUGUUUUGAUCGUCACCCCGAAAUAUUCACCCAUAUCCUUCACUACUACAGAAGCGGAAAGCUGCACUGUCCCACCAACCUGUGUGGGGUUCUGCUGGAGGAAGAGUUUGAUUUCUGGGGUAUCAGCGUUGCAGAUGUUGAGCCCUGCUGUUGGGUUGCGUUUCGAAAACAUAGAGAUGCAAUGGAAAGCUUGGCUAAGAUCGACCCUUCGGUGAUGGACCAAAGAAACAAACCCAAUAACUCGAUGUUAUGGGCGCUGUUUGAUGACCCACUUUCAUCUGUCGCUGCUAAGGUCAUCGCUGUUACAUCUCUACUCUUCAUCCUGCUCUCCAUUAUUGCGUUCUCUCUUAACACCAAGGAACACAUUAAUCCUGUGUACCUACACAAUCAAACUUUGGCACACAACACGAGCUGGACAGAAGAAAUGAUUCAUUCUAGAAAAAAAUCCAGAGUUUUUGGUGCUAUCGAGAUAGUGUGUUCGAUAUGGUUCGUCUUCGAGUUCCUGAUACGUGUCGUCUGUUGCCCGAGCAAAUGUCGCUUCUUCAUGAAUCUUCUGAACAUCGUGGACCUGCUGGCCCUCUUCCCGAUAUUCUUUCAAUUGUGUUCGGGGGAACUCUGUGUCAAAGUGUUGGGUUUCCUCCAUGUAAUGCGAUGCAUACGUUUAUUGCGUGUCUUCAAACUGAUGCAGCACGUGUAUGGCGUGAGAGUCCUCAUCCACACGCUGCAUGCCAGCGCGCCGGCCCUCUGCGCUGUUCCAGUGACCAUGUUUUGCUGCACCGUCAUCUUCGGUACAAUGAUAUAUUACACAGAACUAUAUGUAGAUGAGUCUCACUUUCAUGACAUCCCAUCCAGCUUUUGGUGGGCUGUGGUGACACUGACCACAGUGGGUUACGGAGACAUGGUACCCAUUAGUGUUCCGGGUUGGUUUGUUGCGGCUCUAUGCGCAACGGUUGGGGUUUUCAUCAUUGUCCUACCAGUGCCAAUCAUCGUCAAUAACUUCAUCAUGUUCUAUUCAUUGGUCAAGGCAAAGACUCCAAUACCCAAAAUGAAGAAGUUAAAUGUUGACCCUUCGUAUUCCAGGAUCUCCGCUUAGAGCAGAGUUGGGUAUCUAAACAUAUCAGGGAAAUGUACAGUUUGAUAUAAGUUGUGUUUUGGGUCAAAUUUUAAGUCCUAACCAAACAUGAGUGUGUGCUGUUUGUAUAAAUAUAUAUAACCAUACUAAACUUCAACAUAUAGAAUAUAGAACAUAUAUGGAAGCAUUUUUCAUUUUAUUAAAGUGCACCUAUUUCAUUGCUAAAAACGCUAUGUAUUUGGUAUAAUACGAUGUGUUGCGUGGUUUAUGUUUUAAAAAAAACAUUAUUUUUCACAUACCGUACAUUUUUGUAGCUCCAGAUUUCACUUUCUUUCUGAAACGCAUGGAUUUGAAAAGCUCUUUGUCUCUGAUUGGCCAGCUAAUCUGUAUGUUGUAAUUGGCCUGAAUACAUCUGAUGACGCUCUUUACCAUGUUUGAAGGAUUCGCUCACAAUGCAAUGCUAACUUAUAGGCUGUGAGGAAUUAUGAUAAUGUCUGUCUUGUCUACGUCAACAAUCCCAGGAAGUAAACUGUUGCCUACAUUUCGUGUGUUUGUUGUCGUCCAAGAAAAGAGAUUUACGUUGGAGACGAUAACAUGUACUAAUACACACCAAAGAAAAUAUAAAAACCUGAAUCAAUAGGUGCUCUUUAAAGAAAUCUAUAAUUUUGUGAAACCUUUUCAUAUAAGGAUGGUUAUAAAUACAAAAUGUGUUAUAUGAUCAUAUUAAUAUGCUACAUAAAACAUAUGCUAUA